AUGUUUCUGAGUUUUUGCCUCUUGGUUACAUUUAUCUUGGGGCUGUCCGGGUGCUUGGGUUCAUACGUGCCGUGCGAGCCGUGUGACCAGAAGGCUCUGUCCAUGUGCCCUCCGGUCCCGGUCGGCUGCCAGCUGGUCAAGGAGCCGGGCUGCGGCUGCUGCCUGACCUGCGCCCUGUCCGAGGGAGCGGCGUGCGGCGUUUACACCGGGACGUGCACCCAGGGUCUCCGCUGUCUGCCGAGGAGCGGGGAGGAGAAACCCCUGCACGCCCUGCUCCACGGCAGGGGAGUGUGCACCAACGAGAAAGGAUACAAACCUGCCCACCCGCCCAUAGAUCGUGAGUCUCGAGAGCAUGAGGACCCCCUAACCACAGAGAUUACAGAGGAGCUGCAGCCAGCUAAAGUGCCGCUCCUCCCAAAAGACAUUGUGAACAGUAAAAAAGUUCACGCGCUGCGCAAGGAUCAGAAGAGGAAGCUCGGCAAGCUGCGCCUCAUGGGCAGCCCCCUGGACUACUCCCCUAUGCCCAUUGACAAGCACGAGCCUGAAUUUGGUCCAUGCAGGAGAAAACUAGAUGGGAUCAUUCAGGGAAUGAAGGACACUUCUCGUAUAAUGGCUCUGUCAUUGUAUCUUCCCAACUGUGACAGAAAAGGAUUCUUCAAGCGCAAGCAGUGCAAGCCAUCUCGCGGCCGCAAACGGGGCAUCUGCUGGUGUGUGGACAAGUACGGCGUUCAGAUGCCCGGGACAGACUACAGCGGAGGGGACAUUCAGUGUAAGGACCUGGAGAGCAGCAACAACAACGAGUGAAAAAAAGGGGUGGACCGUCCUUGACCCCCCACACCCCCACCCCUAACCAGCACGUGACCCAGGGCCCACGCCUCCUCUCUGAAUUACAUAUGUCCGCUCUGCCCUCCGUUCACUUCAAGAUUUUUGUAAUUUUUUUUUUUUUUUCAAAUUGAAAAAAAAAAAGGAAGAAAACAUCCAAACGAAAGAACAGGCUGAAAAAAAGACACCUGUAUUAUUUUUUUUUUCAUUUUUCUUUUUUUCUGUUGUUGACCAAGCACAUUUUCCAAAUGAGAGGCAAAGUCCCAGAAGAUUUGCUAGAUCCCCUUUGACUUUUGCUCAUGGGACCCCUUGUAUGAGGCGGCUUCCCUGGCUGCAGAUCCAUAAAAAUAUAUACACACAACGGAUAUAUUUUUUUAUAGAAGCUAGGGGUUUCAACACAACACUUUGUAUGAUGUAAAAUUACCACAAAAUCAUUGUGAAUCAGGCACAUUGAUUGAUAACAGAUCGGUUUUAGGCUGUGGAACUGACGAUUGGCAGAGUAAUUUGGUUUUUUUGAUCUGUUUUCCAAAAGAAAAGACAAAAAAGAAACAAUAGAUAGGGAUAUGCUGUAACAGUUGACUCUAUCUGGGUAUGUGGUUCUGUCAGAGCACUUAUGAAUGAGGGGAACCUGCUUAGAUAUGUAGAUAUGUGCAACUUCACAAAAUGAUGCGUGCAUGAGUGUGUGUAUGUGUACAGUGCGUGUGUGUGGUAUGUAUCCGCCUGUGUCGGUAUACGAUGGAGUGAGCCUAUUACAAAAAGAAUGUCCUUUUUUUUUUUUCCUUUCUCUUUUCUUUGUUUUUGUCACAACAAGUAUUGCUGGCGCUUGAAGUGGUCUUGGGGCUGGCCUUCUCUAUAACCGAUGUAAAGUAUGUAUCGGGACACGGCACAUUUGGAAACAAAAGAGUGAGCUGAUGGUCACAGAUGAACCUAUGUAAGUGGCUCUUCGACAAUGUAGCUAGCCUGAUAUGCCAACUGUGCCUACGUAAACAGACACUGCCAUGCAGGGCGACACAGAGCUUAGAGAGCGCCGACUCUAGCGGUAAAACAAAAGAUCUGUGUUUUCAGCUUAAAGCGACGGGACUCGAGUUUGACUUCGAUCGUUCGAGUUGAGCGCAUAGUCCAACUCGCCAGUCGGGCCAGUUGCUUCUCUGAUUCAGUCGUGUGAAGUGUAGUUUUGUAUGGUUUUGUUUGUGCCGUUUUCUUUGCCUUCAGUGAAGUAAAGACCGCCCACUUUUGAGCCAUGUUCCUUUAUCAAGUGGUUUCCCCUCAGUACUGCUACAACAGUGUAACCAUGGUGUAUUACAUUACUUUUAAAAUAUAGUUAUUGAAUGUUUUUUUUUUUUUUCUUUCUUGUAGAAACAUAGUAUGACAACAAUGUAAUUGUGCUUGGAGAAAAAAAAAAGAGAAGAUUUUUAGCCUGUAAAGAAUUUGAAUAGGUCCUUGACCCGGAGUCAUUAGACUACAGGGCGGUCAAAGAAGCUAACCCUCUAAACCUUCUGCUUACAAGCCUCCAUGCAAAGGUUUGACAUCUAAGGGGAGCAUGAUGAAAUCUACAGGUUAAAGCAGGGUCAUUUAAGAGUUCUCUCUCUGUGUGCAAGUCACAGUGCCUUUCUACAUGCAAAUACAUUUAAAUAGUGACGUGAAAGUGACAUGGAUAUCAAACGGGGCUAUAUCCUUUUUUUCUGCCGCGGCUGAUACUUGAUACAACGAUCAAAGAUGUCCAAGUUUAGUUUCGAUUAAGAGAAGAAGAAGACCGAAUGUUGUUGGUCCUGUAAACAGUGUCAGCAACGCAUGGAAAAUCAAUUUCUAAUAUCCGCCUGAACCUCGGGGGGCAAUUCUGGACAAGAGUGAUGUGUGUGGGACGGCUGUGUAACCGCAGUCCGUUUAGCCUCCUUCGUCUCUUUCUUUGACAACCAAUAAGCUAAGAUUCUCGCUUUUUCAUGUGAAUGCCAAUGUAUAUGAUUGCCAGAGAGAGGAAGCCAACGGUAAAAUCAUGUCAUCGUUUUCUUUGCUGAAACAAAAAAAACGAAAAAAAUGACACGUGCGUCCCGAGUGGCUUCCUCGGUGGUUGUGAAUAUACGAUCGAGGCAACUCGCCCCGCUCCCGACACCAAAUCCCCACUACCACUUUCGAAAAAGCAGCUUGCACUUAUUUCAGUUACUCACUAUUGAUAUCGACACACAACGACGUCCUGAGAUGUGGUAUCAUGAAGUUGGUGGAACAUAAAAAAAAAGAAAAGAAAAAAAACAGCCACAAAAGCUAAAUGUUGUGUUAUCUUGUGCUUACCUUUUAAAGUUGGUGCUUUGAGGUAAUAUUUGUCGACAGGGGCUGUGCAGCCCACGCCUGGGACCUCCAAUACGGCAACAUCUUUUAGGGAAAAAGUAGAUUUCAAUGUUACACGCAGCUAGAGAUGUUCUCAUGGCCAAUUGCACAGAGAGUUGAGACAGAGAUAAAAAAGAGACGGAGGGGAAAGAGUAAGCGUGAGCGCCAUGGGCAGUGGUCGUAAUCAGGGCCUAGCCACUUCCCCGAUAUGGGGGUCACCAAUUGCAUGACAUUAGAUACAGUUAGCAAGACAGUUACCAGGAGUCAUGGAAAUCUGGGGAAUGCAA
Etheostoma spectabile (orangethroat darter) is the source of this 3431-nucleotide messenger RNA. RefSeq names its product insulin-like growth factor binding protein 5b (gene igfbp5b). The coding region runs from base 1 to 804 and encodes 267 amino acids. The transcript has 4 exons. Lineage: Eukaryota; Metazoa; Chordata; Actinopteri; Perciformes; Percidae. Gene Ontology annotation, biological process: regulation of insulin-like growth factor receptor signaling pathway. The record is from RefSeq and is a predicted model, not a curated record. Gene Ontology annotation, molecular function: insulin-like growth factor I binding; fibronectin binding; insulin-like growth factor II binding. Gene Ontology annotation, cellular component: extracellular region.